AUGAAGAUGGAGAGUGAGCGACGCUCGUGGCCCGUGCUGCGAGCGCUGGUGGUGAAGAACUGGACGGUCAAGAGGCGCCAUCCGUUCGCGACGUGGAGUGAAGUGCUCAACCCGCUGCUCUGCAUCCUGCUGUUCGUGGCUCUGAAGAAGUUCGAGACCGACUUGGAUGUCCCGGCGGGAUGGGCUACCAGCGAUGUCAACGCGUCAGCUCCGGGGUACGGCUCGACGUGGAAUCUGUACGCGGCGACGGACUUCAACUCGGCAUUGAAUGAAGGUUUGAGUAGUAUCCCCAGGUUCUACUUCUCGGAAACGACUAUGGCGGGAUUGCUGCUGAGUUUAUCCCUUCAGGCAUUGAUGGAAGGGCACAAACUCGAUGAACUGGGCGAAGAUGCACUUAUGGAUUGUGCUCUAAAGUUUCUGCUAUUUGGUUAUACUGGAGCUGAGCGGACCGCUUAUCACGUUCCCAACGCUUGUCAGGGCAGAGUCGUGCCGUACAAGAUUGCAAUCACGCCUGACACGCCGUAUACACGAGAGUACUUCGCCGCGGCGCUGGAAACUUGGUAUCCGCGUGUUGCACUUGCUCCGGUCGUUAAAGGGAUAUCACUCUUGACUAUCCCGAGCUUCAAAGACUCCCACGUGUUUUUCGAUAAUGAGACGGCGUUGGAGGAGUACGUUUCCAGUCGGGAAUACGGUCUCGAUCUGCAGCACCCGAAGAUCUAUGCUGCCAUUACCUUUGAAGAGUUUCCUGAGAAUACUGCAGCAUUUGGAGCGUUGGAGGCUCACUCAAUUGCGUAUUCCUUACGGUUUAAUUCGACUGGGAGUCUUGCGGCUGUGCCGAAGACCAAGAAGCCAAGACCCAACACCAUUACGAAAUUUGCACCAGCGGAUGACAACAUGGCUUAUGCGACUCGAGGCUUCAUGACCUUGCAGACUGUAGUGGCACGCUUUCUCAACUGCAUGCCAACCUGGGACGCUCAGUCUGAAACAACGAAUGGAACUUGCCAAGUCCCUCAGGCUGUUAUGCCAGCGGAUGCAGAUAAUGAUCGUCGAUUGCUGAAACAAGUGGAGAACGACAUCAUUAUUGGUACUGCCUUUGCUUUGCUCAACUCGUUGAAGGACCUGAUUACCAGUCUGGUCUCCGUGAGCCUGCCGAAUGCGUCCGUGGAUACAAUUCCACCACUAGGCAGAGAAGCGCUGCUAGUGCCACUGCGUAUGGCACCUCAACCUUUCCACGGUGCGGCCGUAUACGGAAGUCCGACACAAGCGUUUCGCUAUGCUCCGUUCUUCGAGAAGGUCGCCUUGGUGUUCCCUAUAGGCUUCGUGCUGUCCUACUUGUACCUGGUAUCGCGUGUCAUCGUGUCUUUCCUAAUGGAGAAAGAAACAAGAUCCCGAGAGCUCAUGCGAAUCCUUGGUGCACGGGAUAGCGAGCUCUUUGGCGGCUGGGUACUUGCUUACUUACCCAUUUUACUAUUGGGCGCGGUUCUGCAGACUUUCGGUGCUCAUGGACUGUUGUUUCCCAACUCGGAUACGAAAUUGCUGUUCGUGUUUUUCUUCACUUUCGCUACGAGUAGCUUCAGCUACGGCUUUAUGAUCAGCAGUUUGUUCUCAAGAGCCCGCGCAGGGUCACUAGCAGGCAUGGGGCUCUUCUUCAUGAUGUUUUUUAUUUCCUACAGUUUCAAUGACGACACCAGCGAGGUCGGUCGAACGUGCGCGGCACUCCUCCCACCAAUUUCGUUGUCCCAAGGCAUCGGAGUGAUCGCAAAGCUGGAGUCCUACGGAAUUGGCGUGACGGGAGAUAAUGCUGACGACGAAGUAAGCAACUUCCGGUUUGGAAAUGCCGUUUGGAUGCAGAUUCUCGAUACCGUGCUAUACGUUCUACUCGGCAAGUAUUUCGAGAAGGUUGUCCCGCAAGAAUUUGGUGUAGCGGAGAAGUGGUAUUUCUUUCUGACAAAAGCGUAUUGGUGUCCUCAAGCCUCUCAACUUGUCUCCGCAGAGGCACAAACGAACGAGGAGCUUGACGUGGAGAACGAUACGGUAGAGCCUAUUCGACAAGACUUGAAGCAACAAGAGAAUAGUGGUCGUGCCGUGGUCAUUGCAGGCUUGCGGAAGGAAUUCUCAGUGCCCGGCGGGAAAAAAAUUGCGGUUCAUGGACUCGAUUUGAAGCUUUAUGAGGGUCAAAUCACGUGCUUGUUAGGACACAAUGGAGCAGGGAAAACCACCGUAAUGUCCAUGCUUACAGGGAUGACUCGACCAAGUAGCGGGAAUGCUUGGGUCAGAGGCUAUUCUGUCGUGAAAGAUAUGAGGAAAAUCCGCCAGUCGCUUGGUUAUUGCCCUCAGCACAGUGUUCUCUAUCCGGAUUUGACGGUGAAAGAGCAUCUAAUAUUUUACGGCCGUCUGAAAGGAUUCACACAUGCAAGUGAGCUUACAGCUGAAGUUAUCAAGAAAAUCAACGAGGUCGGUUUGGUCGACAAGAUCAAUGUGCAAUCCCACGCUCUUUCAGGUGGAAUGCAACGUAAAUUAUCAUUGGCAAUUGCAUUCCUGGGCAACAGCACGGUGGUCUUUCUGGAUGAACCAACAGCGGGUAUGGAUCCGUAUAGCCGACGCAGUACGUGGGAGCUCAUCCAGCGCAACCGCGCAAGCCGCGUAGUCAUUUUAACGACUCAUUUCAUGGACGAAGCAGACAUUUUGGGCGACCGGAUCGCUAUCAUGGCGGAGGGGAGGCUGCAAUGCGUUGGGUCAUCGCUGUUCUUGAAAAAUCGCUUUGGUGUGGGCUAUCGUCUCAGUUUCGUCCGACAGAGUGAUGCUAAAGAUUCUCGGUCUGCAACUUUGCUGGUUCAUCAGCACGCGCCUCAAGCAAAUGUCGCGUCGGAUGUCGGAACGGAGCUCACUUUUCAGCUACCGUUUGAGGCCUCACCUGGAUUCCCGGCAUUAUUUCGCGAGCUGGAGUCUCGUCAAGCCGAGCUGGGCAUUCUCUCCUUCGCCAUCUCUGUCACGACACUCGAGGAGAUUUUUCUCAAGGUUGCCGAACGCGGUAGUACUGAAAUACCAGGAUUCCACGACGAGAAGGUCACGACGACGGAGCCAGACAGGUCUGAAUCUGCCCCCACGCAGGCGUCAUCCUUGCGUGCCAUUAACACUUUUACCAACCAGAUGAAUGCACUGCUUCGCAAGCGACUGCAGUACGGAAAACGCGACUUCAACAUGUUGUUUUUCAGCACCGUCCUUCCCGUUGCCGCCAUCUUUGUCGGACUCUCGGCUCUAAAAUUUAGCUCGGUUCUUGUGAACGACCCGAAACUAGAACUGUCUUCGACUGUGCAGUACCCGCUUGGACAGCAAACCCCAGUCCCAUUCAGCUGCCCUGGCAAUUUCGAUGUCGGUAGUGGUGCAGGCACCGGCUGGUGCUCCGAGUUGGUUGAUCCAUCUUACUUUCCGGACGGUACUGCGUACGAACUCGCAAUUGAUACAACAGUGUAUGAUGGAGUCGCGACACCUACAGUUUUUGGAGUUUCUUACGAUUCACCCUCAAUCGAGCCGAACGACACGAGUGGUUAUAACCUUCGGUUUGCAGAGUUGGUCUUUGAAAGAGGAUACGGCUAUACGUCUGGUGCGGACUAUUCAGCUCCACCUACUCAAUCUCCGGUGAAGGGGCAAUUCGGAGGGUUUCUUUUGUAUGCGUCAGAAACUACCAACACGUUGAGCUACAAUGUUAUGGCUAACGGAUCAUCAGCGCACGCUGCGCCGACGUACAAACAGAUGAUUGAUACUGCUAUCAACCGCUUCCUGCUCACCAAAACUGGACAAGCGAAUCCAAACGUGACAGUUCGCGUAUCUUCGCACCCACUGCCGCUUUCCUUCAAGACACGGUCGAUCUUCAGCUCGUAUCUGAGCUUUCCAGCUGUGGUGUUCAUUGUGAUUGCCUUCACCUUCAUCCCAGCCUCGAUGAUGCCCUACAUCGUCAAAGAGAAGCACCUGGAGCAGAACGCCAAAUACCAACAACUUCUGUCCGGAAUGUCGUUCUUCGCGUACUGGUUGGCAAACUUUGUUUUCGAUGUGGCCGUGUAUCUCGUGCCCAUGACAGCAGCCAUUCUGCUUCUAGGAUCCUACGGUGUUACUGCGUCUUUGGGGGGCGCCGAGUCUUGCGAUUCAUGCACACAAGACGUUCCAGCUGCCACGGUCAUGCUUUUUGUAUUAUUUGGCGCUGCUAUCGCUCCAGCGACAUACCUGCUAUCUCAUGUGAUGGAGAAGCCCACCGAGUGUCUGCUCUACACGGUCAUGAUCAACUUCUUCUUGGGUCUUCUCUUGUUGCUGUUGAGUUUCACCAUGAAUUCUUUAGAGUCAACACGAGCAGCCAAUGCAGUGCUCGUCUACAUCUGGCGCUGCUCACCGUUAUUCGCGUUUGGAAAUGGCCUGCUCAACAUUUUGCUGGCUGAUCUACUAGCGACUUAUGGGCUCACGAGUCAGACACGAAGUGCGUUUGACGCAGACAUCGCUGGCACGGAUAUUUGGUACCUGCUCGUCGAGUGUCCAGUGUUUAUACUUCUAACGAUUGGGAUCGACGUAGUCCAAGCUGGAACACCAUUGGGCGGUAAAGUUGUCGAUGCUGACCAAGCAGACGAAGAUGUAGUCUCUGAAGCUCAGCGGGUUCAUGAAAGCUAUCACUCGUUGAAUGCCAGCUCGGAAGUGGUGCAAGUCUUCGAGCUUGAAAAAGUCUAUCCGAACGGCAAACGUGCUGUGAAAAUGCUCUCGUUCGGGCUUCAGCAAGGCGAGUGCUUUGGAUUUCUGGGUGUGAAUGGAGCCGGGAAGACGACAACGAUGAAGGUCCUCACGGGCGACUUACUGCCAACGUCCGGUACUGCCACGCUGAACGGCUUUGAUAUCCGCAAGGAGCGAAGACAAGCGCGCGAGUCGAUCGGCUAUUGUCCGCAGUUUGACGCAUUAAUCGACUUGCUAACUGUUCGCGAGCAUUUGGAGCUCUUCGGCCGGUUUAAAGGCUACCAUCGUGAAAGACUCGAGAAGGAGGUGGAUCGCUUGAUGAACAAACUCAAGAUCCAAGCAUUCGCCAACAAACUAGCAGGGAGCUUGAGCGGCGGGAACAAACGCAAGCUAUCCCUUGCCAUUGCAAUGAUAGGCGAGCCGAGUGUGCUGGUACUGGACGAACCGUCCACUGGCGUUGAUCCGUUCUCGCGGCGUCUGUUGUGGGACGUGAUCUUGGAGGCGUCCGUGCAAUCGCGACGGUCGACGGUCAUGCUAACAACCCAUUCAAUGGAGGAGUGCGAGGCUCUAUGCAGCAAGGCCGGUAUCAUGGUGGACGGCCGUCUGCGCUGCUUUGGCAGCAUCCCGCACUUGAAGACGCGCUUCGGCGACGGGUUCAUGCUCGAAUGCAAACUGGAGGGGCCCCCUUCGUACGCGAUCUCAGAUUUAACGCACCUUGUGUGUGACCAUCUUCAAAAUGCUGGUGCGGAGGAAACUGGAGCUCAGAUCACUGCUGCUCAACUUGCAGGGGCCUGCGCGGUUCUCGGCAAUGCAAAGCGUGCUGACGUUGCUGCUCCAGCGUUGUUCACCCAGCUUGGUCAAGGCAACGCCUCCAUUGAUGUAGCUUCAUUUGCUAGUUGGUGGUUGCUGGAGGACUGCGUGCAGCACCUUGAUGAGUUUCUUCGAGCACGAUUCAGUGGUGUCACGCUGCUGGAGCGACAAGCCGACUUCUGCCGCUACAAGGUCUCCGGCAUGAAAGCGGAGGAGGAGGAGGACGAUGCAGCGCCACAAGUAGCCACUGCAUUGUCACGCAUGUUUGAGCUGGUGGAAGACGCCAAGAACAGGCUGGGCAUCAAGGAGUACAGCCUGUCCCAGACAAGUCUGGAGCAGAUCUUCAACUCGUUCGCUAGGCGGCGCGGUGCAGACUCGCGAAACUCCGGCAACGACGGCGCCGACUCGACGCAGGUCUCCGAGUAA
This is a messenger RNA of Phytophthora sojae, 5949 nucleotides long. RefSeq lists its product as hypothetical. Gene Ontology annotation, molecular function: ATP hydrolysis activity; lipid carrier activity; ABC-type transporter activity. NCBI's taxonomy places the organism in Eukaryota, Oomycota, Peronosporomycetes, Peronosporales, Peronosporaceae. The record is from RefSeq and is a predicted model, not a curated record. The transcript is spliced from 4 exons. Gene Ontology annotation, biological process: transmembrane transport; lipid transport. The coding region runs from base 1 to 5949 and encodes 1982 amino acids. Gene Ontology annotation, cellular component: membrane; intracellular membrane-bounded organelle.